GUAGGUCGAUCAUACAUCCAGUUGCGCACGACUUGGUGACAUCAGUGGGGACGAGGGAUCCUGAAAAAUGACUCCAGCGUUGGUGUGACGACAGUGACCGGUUAGUAUAAAUGCUGAGACAGAAAGUUAUCUUGCUCAUACCUCUAGACUUUACGGGUCACCAACCGCUGAGAUAGAGCAACUAUCAUCACUGCCGGCUCAACAGAGGCUGGGAAAGAGGAGAAUUUGGAUACAUCCCAGACGACCAACUAAGUGACCAUGAAGUCGACAUGUCUGCUUAUCUUGGCUUCUCUCGUGGUCUGCAACUUGGCCGUGUCUGGAGGACAGGGCAUCCCCGAUGAGGAUGAGACGGACCGAAGCACCAUAGACGACAUCAUACUACAGAGAGCAGAAAGUCUCCUGUUACGGUCCAUUCUCAGAAAGAUGCAGGAUGAAGGCGGCAGAAGCGAGGGAUCUUCCUCUCAGACAGAAUGGGUGACAAAACGACAGCAUCCCGGUAAGAGAUAUAGUGCGGAUUUGGAGAAGCGACAGCAUCCGGGGAGGAGAGAAGAAGAUGAGGACGAACAAUACUUGGAUGUUGAAAGGAGACAGCACCCGGGCAAGCGCGAAGAUGAAAUGCACUCGUUCAUGGAGCUCCAGAAAAGGCAGCACCCAGGAAAGCGCUCCGCGACGGGACACAUUUCAGAAAACCCCUUAAUGCUCCUGAGUGAACUUUCAAAACGGCAGCACCCGGGCAAGCGCUACCUGGUGCUGCACAGCAAACGCCAGCACCCAGGUAAGCGCCAUCCCGCGGAUGAGGACGGCGAUGGGGACUGGGAUGCGGAUGCAAAUGGAGACGAUGACCUCGCUGAGUUGGGAAAGCGUCAGCACCCAGGAAAACGGUUUUGGGAUAACUCCAAUCCGGAUUUAGGCACAAACAGUCCGUGUGAUGUUUUGGACCCUACGAGCUGCAGCAAGACCAGUUUGCUGCUCGACUUUUUAGACAACAUUAACAAGAGUCAUGCCGAGGAGAAGAGACAACACCCGGGUAAAAGGUUUGCACCCGAGGAGGAUUUAGUGGAUGGAGAGUAGGUUAAGCAAAUAUCUGGUGUGCGCGUACUACUGUAUUGUAAACAAAAUAAAUGUGUAAAUUAAGUGACCAUAAUGAAUUAUUAAACAUGAAAAAAAAGAUAAAAGAAUUUAUCAAUCAUUUAACCUUUUGUGCCACAGUUUUUCUUUGGCAGCAAAUUACUGUGUCAUGGCAAAACAUUUAUCUGCUGUUUGUUUCUUUGGACAGUGCGUAAUUGUCCUCCAAACUGACUUUGGAGGACAAUUACGCACUGUGUACUAUUUCGCUGUAAAGAGAUGCGCGUGCCCAAUGUUGAACUUUAUUAAUGAGUUAUUAUUAAUAUUAAUAUUUAUUCCGUUAAUUAGGCUACUCAUGCUGAAAAAUUUAAUUAUUACUACUGACUUUUGGAUGUUGCCUCUGUGAGGCAGCACACGCUUGUCAGUACCGUAGGACAUGCUUGCAAUAUGAUCAAAGUGGAGAUAACGUUUACAGAUUUGCUUUGGAAAAUCUUUAAUUUUAUUCAGUUGUGAUUCAUUCUUUUCUACAUAAUGAUUAUCACAGCAAAUAAAAUGUCUCAUUGGUUAUUUUUCUACACAUUAUUGCAUGAAUUAAGUUUAUUUAACCUAAUGUUGUAAAUUAAAAGCUUUGCCUUAAAGUCAACCACCAAUGUUUUUGUUGGACAAUAAAAUGCAUUGGUAAAAAUGUAUGGUUUGCUUUAGUUGCAGUAAAUGCAUGUCUAUUAAACUGUUUAU
This is a messenger RNA of Micropterus salmoides (largemouth bass), 1800 nucleotides long. RefSeq names its product thyrotropin-releasing hormone (gene trh). NCBI's taxonomy places the organism in Eukaryota, Metazoa, Chordata, Actinopteri, Centrarchiformes, Centrarchidae. Gene Ontology annotation, molecular function: thyrotropin-releasing hormone activity. Bases 259 to 1071 code for a protein of 270 amino acids. The transcript has 3 exons. Gene Ontology annotation, biological process: hormone-mediated signaling pathway. The record is from RefSeq and is a predicted model, not a curated record. Gene Ontology annotation, cellular component: extracellular region.